Lotus japonicus is the source of this 1756-nucleotide messenger RNA. RefSeq lists its product as uncharacterized. The transcript is spliced from 6 exons. Lineage: Eukaryota; Viridiplantae; Streptophyta; Magnoliopsida; Fabales; Fabaceae. Bases 651 to 1388 code for a protein of 245 amino acids. The record is from RefSeq and is a predicted model, not a curated record.
ACCACAAAUUCAGAAUAGAAACCCUAUUUGACCAAAAACAAAUAAUAGAAACCCUAAUUUCACCCAAUCUCCUUCCCAUACCCGGCCGCCGCGCGACCACCGUAGACCACUCUCGCAGCCUCCGGCGCUCCGCCGAAGCUCUCAGAAAAUGGCAGAAAGUUCCCAGCCAAAACAGAGAGGAUGCUUGGGAUGCAAAGACUAUCUUGUGAGCUAGAAAAUGAUGUGAAAUGGCAGAAAUUUCCCAGUCAUUGCCAAAACGGCUGUGCAACCUCCCAAAAUCUGUUCUUGCAGAAGUCCUCUCUUUGUUGCCGAUCAAGCAAGCAGUAUCUACCAGCAUUUUGUCCAAGAGAUGGGAAACGAUAUGGACUUCUGUCUCAGUCCUUGACUUUGAUGACUCCCUCACGGUGGGCAAAAAGAUGUCAGACAGGGAGCGCAAACUAAUGUUCAGGGAUUUUGUUUACUCUGUGGUUAUUCGCCAUCGACCAACGGAAAUGAAACGGUUCUCCCUUGUAUGCAACUUGAACUAUGAUGCGGUUGAUGUUGCUACGUGGGUGGGCUAUGCCCUGGAACACAAGGUGAAAGAGGUGGAGCUUAAUAUCAAGCUAGAGAGGCUGCCUAGGUGAUUAUUUAACUGUGAUAGCCUUUCUGUCAUGAAGCUGAAAUUGGUUAGCUUGGUGGCACUUGCCUCAUUCUCGGUGUCUCUUCCACAGCUCAUGGUUUUACACCUUGGGCAAGUUACAUUUAAGCACCACGAUCACUUUGUGAAGCUCCUGCUUGGUUGCCCAGUACUUGAGGAGUUAGUGCUGGAAAACGUGAUUCUUGAUUGCGAAUGCCUUCAAAGUAAAUUUGAGUUGAAUUUGGAGAAAUUGUCACGAGCUAGCAUUGGGUUCUCAUACUAUAAAGAAUGCAUGAAGGUCUUGUUUUUUCAUGCCGUCUCUUGCAAUGUUACGAGUUUGUUCAUUUCAUGGUCUGCGGAUCUAUCCUUUGAUUCAAUUCCAGAUGUGUUUAUGAAUUUAAAACAAUUGGAAGUUUCAUGGGGAAUCUAUUAUUGGGAUCGGUUGAUAACAUUUCUUCAUCAUUGCCCCCAACUUGAACAACUUAUCAUUUGCAAGGACACACUGACUAGUCCAAAACCACAACAUGAAUGGAACCCAAUUCCUGAUACUCCUUUGGAGCAUUUGAAAUUUUUUUGCAUGAAGAAUUAUGUAGGAUCAGACAUUGAGCUUGAAAUUAUAGGUUAUGUACUGAAGAAUGCAAUUAUGUUGGAGACUCUCAAAAUAUAUUUUGCUGGCUCCUUACCUUCGAAUAAGGUAAGGGACCAAAUUGUCAAGAGUUUAUCUAAACUUCCAACGACCUCUAAAAACUGCCAUGUUCUGCUCCUCGCUUAAAAGGUUUGCGUGCUGCUGCUGCUAAUGGAAGAUGGAGAUAUUUGAAUGUGUUUUAGAUUGGAGAACGAGCAAAAGGAUCCUCUCGGAAAAGGUCUAAGCUGCAAACAUAAGAUGUCAAGUUUCAUAGCGUAGUCUUGAUUUUAAUGAUUACUUUAGCCAUAGUGAUCAUGAUGCUGUGGUGCGUGGCAAACACAUUUUCUUGCUCUUACUUUAGCCAUAGUGAUCAACUACAUGAUUUUCUUUGCAUUCUGCACCUGUAGCGGAGCUUUAUAAUCAUAACCAAAUUAGCUGAAUUAGAGCAAUUUUAUCGGCUCUGUAGUUCUAUAUUUCUAUGAUUUUGUCUCGGUAAAGAAUGUUCCUUGAACCAA